AUCCGACCCAAGGGCCAAGAGCCAAGACUGUUUACUUUGGUAUAGUGCUUUUAUGCCGCACCUUUUCUGUUUUUAAUUACUUCCGUAAUCGUAAUAAAUUAAUCAUCUCGGUUUUGUGAUGACAGAAACAAUAAAAUCGACGAAUCCAGAUUUAUGCUAAUUUGUGGUCCCAAUCUAAAACAUAAGAGAAACAAUGCGAAUAUAGAAUGAAAUAGGUUUUUUUAGUAAGAACAGGAAGACCUACAUCUACAACUAUGGCAGGUACUGAUAGAGUUUCAAUGAACGAUGCAUUAUCCAAUGUAGAAGUUUUGGAUGAAUUGCCCCUUCCUGACGAGCAGCCUUGCAUUGAGGCUCAACCAUGUAGUGUGGUUUAUCAAGCCAACUUUGAUACAAAUUUUGAGGAUAGGAAUGGGUUUGUUACUGGUAUUGCCAAAUACAUUGAGGAAGCUACAGUACAUGCCAACUUGAAUGAAUUAUUAGAUGAAGGUCAAGAACAUGCAGUUAUGUUAUAUACAUGGAGAUGCUGUUCACGAGCAAUACCUCAACCAAAAUCUAAUGAACAACCCAACAGAGUUGAAAUUUAUGAAAAAACUGUGGAAGUCCUAGCUCCUGAAGUGAAUAAAUUGCUAAAUUUUAUGUAUUUUCAGAGAAAAGCAAUUGAAAGAUUUUCCCAAGAAGUCAAGCGUCUUUGUCACACAGAGAAAAGGAAAGACUUUGUGUCCGAAGCGUAUCUCCUAACACUGGGGAAAUUUAUAAACAUGUUUGCAGUAUUGGAUGAACUUAAAAAUAUGAAAUCCAGUGUUAAAAAUGAUUAUUCAACUUAUAGAAGAGCGGCCCAGUUCUUAAAAGUGAUGUCAGACUCUCAAACAUUACAAGAAUCACAGAACUUGUCCAUGUUUCUUGCAACUCAAAAUAAAAUCAGAGAUACUGUUAAAGAAAAUCUUGAAAAAAUUCCCAACUACGAAGAAUUGUUGGCUGAUGUCGUGAACAUUUGCGUUCAUAUGUUUGAAUCAAAAAUGUACCUAACUCCAAGUGAAAAGCACAUGCUUGUUAAAGUAAUGGGAUUUGGGUUGUUUUUAAUGGAUAGCGAUCUUUGCAAUAUUAAUAAAUUAGAUCAAAAAAAGAAGCUUAGGCUUGAUCGAAUAGAUAGGAUUUUUAAGAAUCUUGAAGUUGUGCCAUUAUUUGGUGACAUGCAAAUAGCUCCCUUUAACUACAUAAAAAGAAGUAAACAUUUUGAUGCAAGCAAAUGGCCACUUUCAAGCAGUCAAACUCCAUCACCCCAAGCUGAUUUGAUGGUUCACUUACCCCAAAUCCGUGAGGACCAUGUUAAAUAUAUUUCUGAACUUGCCAGAUAUUCCAAUGAAGUUACAACUACAUACAAAGAAUGCGGUAGUGACACAGAAAAUAAAGAAACCGCAGAUUUAGCCCUUAGGGGCCUACAACUUUUAUCUGAAUGGACAAGUGUGGUUACUGAAUUGUAUUCAUGGAAGCUAUUACAUCCAACUGAUCAUCAUCAGAAUAAAGAGUGCCCAAAAGAAGCUGAGGAAUAUGAAAGAGCAACUAGAUAUAAUUACACUGAAGAGGAAAAAUUUGCACUAAUUGAAGUCAUAGCAAUGAUCAAAGGUUUACAAGUAUUAAUGGCGAGGAUGGAAACAGUUUUUACUGACGCUAUAAGGAGAAACAUUUAUGCAGAAUUACAAGAUUUUGUGCAGCUUUCUCUUAGAGAACCACUGAGGAAAGCUGUGAAGAAUAAGAAGGAUCUUAUUAGAAGUAUAAUUAUGUCAGUGAGAGAAACUUGCGCUGAUUGGUUAAGAGGUGUAGAUCCAAACCAAGAUCCAGCUUUAAAAGGAAAAAAAGAUCCUGAUAAUGGUUUUAAUCUUAAGGUGCCCAGAAGAAAUGUUGGUCCAUCUUCUACCCAGCUUUAUAUGGUAAGAACCAUGCUAGAAUGUCUCAUAUCUGAAAAAUCUGGAGGCAAAAAGACAUUGAGAAAGGAUAUUGAUGGGUCUUACUUAGUGCAAAUUGAUCAGUUUCACAAAACUUCUUUUUUUUGGAAUUAUUUGCUUAGCUUUAGUGAAUAUUUGCAAAAAUGUUGUGAUUUGUCACAAUUAUGGUAUCGUGAAUUCUACCUUGAAAUGACCAUGGGGAGGCGCAUUAAUAAAUGUACAGUGAGACAUCACCAUAAUGAAGAAUGUAACGAUUUGAUUACAAUGGAAAAAAGAAUUCAAUUUCCUAUUGAUAUGUCGAUGCCUUGGAUUUUAACAGAUCACAUUUUGAAGACUAAAGAACCUUCAAUGAUGGAAUAUGUUUUAUACCCUUUGGAUUUAUACAAUGACAGUGCUUUAUAUGCUUUAACGAUAUUUAGAAAGCAAUUUUUAUAUGAUGAAGUAGAGGCGGAAGUUAAUUUGUGUUUUGACCAGUUUGUGUUCAAACUAAGCGAACAAAUAUUCGCUUAUUAUAAACAGUUGGCAGCAAGUAUAUUCUUGGAUAAAAGAUUUAGAGUGGAAUGUUCAGCGAUUGGAGCGUAUUUACUCCCCUAUCCAAGAGCAAAUAGAUAUGAAACCCUAUUAAAGCAGAGACACGUGCAAUUAUUAGGUAGAUCUAUUGAUUUGAAUAAAUUGAUUACUCAAAGAAUAAAUGCUGAUAUGCAAAAGUCUUUGGAUUUGGCCAUAAGUAAAUUUGAAGCCGGUGAUAUAACUGGCGUUGUUGAAUUAGAUGGAUUAUUGCAAGUCAAUAGACUCUGCCAUAAGCUGCUCAGUAAAUGGCUAGCCUUGGAUGAUUUUGAUUCAAUGUUCAGAGAAGCCAAUCAUAAUGUAUUGGCACCUUAUGGCCGAAUCACUCUUCAUGUCUUCUGGGAACUUAACUAUGACUUUUUACCUAAUUAUGUUUAUAAUGCUGCAACUAACAGGUUCACUAAAUAUCGGGGUAUAGCCUUCUCCCAAGCAGUUAGUCGAGAUAGGCCUCCACAAAUGUCUCAUCAUUAUCUCUGGGGGACAAAGCAACUAAAUUUGGCAUACACAAGUCAAUACAGUCAAUAUUCAGGAUUUGUUGGACCUCAGCAUUUCCAUACCAUGUGUAAAUUAUUGGGAUAUCAAGGUAUAGCUGUUGUAAUGGAAGAAUUGCUAAAAAUCGUCAAAAGUCUUAUCCAGGGAAGUCUUCUACAGUUUACUAAAACAUUAAUGGAAGCUAUGCCAAAAAUUUGCAAACUUCCAAGAUAUGAUUACGGUUCGCCAGGCGUUUUGGGAUACUACCACGCACAACUUCAUGAUAUUGUCCAGUAUCCCGACGCUAGGACCGAAUUGUUUCACAACUUCAGGGAGUUCGGAAAUAUUAUACUUUUUUGUUUGCUUAUGGAACAAGCUUUGUCUCAAGAAGAAGUUUGCGAUUUACUGCAAGCGGCGCCAUUCCAAAACAUAUUACCGAGACCUUUUUGUAAAGAAGGUGAAAAGCUUGAAACCAAACAAAAAAGGCUGGAAGCUAAAUAUGCUGCUCUACAAAUUGUGCCUAAUAUUGAAAAAUUAGGUACCGCAAAACAAGCUAUGAUAUCCAGAGAAGGUGAUCUACUGACAAGAGAACGACUAUGCUGUGGGCUAUCAAUUUUUGAAGUGGUCCUUAAUAGAUUAAGAAGUUUUCUAGAUGAUCCAGUUUGGGUUGGACCACCCCCAGCUAAUGGAGUUAUGAACGUAGAUGAAUGUACGGAAUUUCAUAGGCUCUGGUCUGCUCUACAAUUUGUAUAUUGCAUUCCUGUUAGCGAAAAUGAAUACACAGUGGAAGAAAUGUUUGGAGAAGGUCUCCAUUGGGCUGGUUGUACUAUGAUAGUACUUCUUGGCCAACAAAGACGAUUUGAAGCUUUAGAUUUUUGCUAUCACAUACUUCGAGUACAAAGAGUUGAUAUGAAAGACGAAGUUGUCAAAAGAAUCAAUCUUAAACGAAUGUGUGACAGAAUUCGUCGUUUCCAAGUAUUAAAUUCCCAAAUAUUUGCAGUUCUAAAUAAAUUCCUAAAGUCAGGAGAAAAUGACGAGCUGUCUGUUGAACAUGUAAGAUGCUUCCCGCCACCAAUUCAUCCUUCGUUGGGUUCUCAGCAGCAUUAUCAUGCUCCUGACCAUGCUAGACCGUAAAUCUAGACAGUUAAAAUAAUCCAUGAACAUGAAACAUAACGAUAUUUAGGACUAGUUCGACAAUUCCUGAGUAUAGGCUAUACCUACAAUAAAAGUUUAUUUUUGAGUGCUAAAAUGAACUUUUAUGCUAGGCAUAGCCUAUACUAAGGAUAUACUUGAAUUGUCGAACCGGCCCUUAAUAGUUAGGCUAUACAUAUUUAUUUAUAUUGUUUUAUGUUAUUGUUAAACUGUCUUUUUACCUUUUAUAGUAUUUUAUAAAUCACGUGAUAGUUUUAAGUAAAUUGUAACUGUAGCACACUUUUAAUUUUACAAAAAUGUAUAUUUAUAUGUUGGUACUUUAUUGGAUCAUAUAACAGUAAAUUUGUACAAUCU
Messenger RNA from Ceutorhynchus assimilis (cabbage seed weevil), 4487 nucleotides. Lineage: Eukaryota; Metazoa; Arthropoda; Insecta; Coleoptera; Curculionidae. The record is from the annotation of a GenBank genome assembly.